Myotis brandtii (Brandt's bat) is the source of this 2177-nucleotide messenger RNA. RefSeq names its product ATPase, H+ transporting, lysosomal 42kDa, V1 subunit C2 (gene ATP6V1C2). Bases 878 to 1924 code for a protein of 348 amino acids. NCBI's taxonomy places the organism in Eukaryota, Metazoa, Chordata, Mammalia, Chiroptera, Vespertilionidae. The transcript has 12 exons. The record is from RefSeq and is a predicted model, not a curated record. Gene Ontology annotation, molecular function: proton-transporting ATPase activity, rotational mechanism. Gene Ontology annotation, biological process: proton transmembrane transport. Gene Ontology annotation, cellular component: lysosomal membrane; vacuolar proton-transporting V-type ATPase, V1 domain.
CGCGUGCCUCCUGGGCUCCUGCUGGCCCACGGGCAGCCCCAGUGUGGCCACGCAGCAGUGACUGAGACCAUAGGACCUCCUUCCCCUCCCUCCCCCUUCCCCCAUCAACCCCGGUGACAGACCGUGUUCUCCAUUUGGAAGUCAAUGACCUGGUCCAUUUAAUCCUCACAAAAACCCUUCAAGAUGGGAUUGCCCCAUUUUACAGAUGGGAAGACUGAGGCCCAGAGACACCAGUUGUCCCCCAGCCAGCCCUGUCUGCCCCGCUGUUAGCUCAACAACACGGCGUCUGGAAGACAUGCCCCUUUGCCAGUUUACAGUCCCCUGUCGCGUUUUGUUACCCUGUAGCUAAAACCCUCUAUGAAACGUGAAGUGGAAAUGUGUACGGCCGGGUCUAGUGGGUUGCCUGGGCCUGCCCACCGUCUCCAUCAGCCUCCGCCCUCUCCCGCCUGGAAGGUUCCAUCCUGCCCACAACCCCCCACCGUUUAUCCCUUUCCCGAAACGAGGCUGAGGAUGCCCUCACGUGCGGAGGAAGGCCUCACACUGAAAUCUUAAGUUGCGCCCAGUAAGUAGAGUUAGACCCAAAUGCUCUGGUUCAUUCAUCGUGGACCUGAAACUCGAGUGCCCCUGCGACUCUGGAGACGUUAGAACGAACUCAGUGGUGAAAUGUCUGCAGCGGCGAUCAAGGCGCGCCUCGAUGCCUCGGCCCUGAAAAGGGGCGGACAGGCUCCGUGUUUAACACCGAGAUCACUUGGCUGCACAGAAACCCGUAGUUCCCCUCCCGCAACCUUAGAAAGCUUCCUAUCUGCUUGUUCCAAUUGACAAGCGGAGACGUUCACGCUGCCAGCUCUGCAGGGGCUUUGUGGGCAAACGCGGUGGAAUGAUGACACCUUCUUCCGUUGCAGUUGACUUAACGUCCUUUGUGACCCACUUUGAAUGGGACAUGGCCAAGUACCCCGCGAAGCAGCCGCUGCCCAGCGUGGUGGACACCCUGGCGAAGCAACUGGCGCAGAUCGAGACGGACCUGAAGGCCCGCACGGCCGCCUACAGCACCCUCAAGGCCACGCUGGACAGCCUGAACCAGAAGGCCAAGGCAAACCUCUUCACGCGGACACUGAGCGACAUCGUGAACAAAGACGACUUUGUGCUGGACUCCGAGUAUCUGGUCACCCUCCUGGUCAUCGUCCCCACACAAAACUACAUACAAUGGCAGAAGACCUACGAAUCCCUCUCGGACAUGGUGGUCCCUCGGUCAACCAAGCUGAUCUUUGAGGACAAGGAGGGCGGCCUCUUCACCGUGACCCUGUUUCGAAAAGUGAUUGACGAUUUCAAAGCCAGAGCCAAAGAGAACAAGUUCACGGUCCGAGAAUUUUACUAUGAUGAGAAAGAGAUCACACGGGAACGGGAAGAGAUGACCAGGUUGCUGUCGGCUAAGAAGCAACAAUAUCAAACUUCCUGUGUUGCUCUUAAAAAGGGAUCCUCCACCUUCCCGGACCACAAGGUUAAGGUAACCCCGCUAGGUAACCCCGAUAGGCCCGCUGCGGGGCACAGCGACAGAGAGAGAGAGAGUGAGGGCGAGAGCGAGGGCCCCCUGCUGCGCUGGCUCAAGGUGAACUUCAGCGAAGCCUUUAUCGCCUGGGUGCACAUCAAGGCGCUGAGAGUGUUCGUGGAGUCCGUGCUCAGAGGUUGGCGCCUUGGUGAUGAGUCCCAGGCUGGCCCUGCUGCCGCGUUGACCAGUGUCCUGAGACAGCUGUGCGACGUAUGGACUCCCGGUGAAUUUUCAGGCUGUGCUCCUCCAGCCUCAAAAGAAGUCGUCCACCAAGCGUUUGCGAGAGGUUCUGAACUCCGUCUUCAAACACCUGGACGAAGUGGCAGCUGCCAGCAUGUUGGAUGCAGCUAUGGAUAUCCCUGGGUUGCAACUCAAUAACCAAGACUACUUUCCUUACGUCUACUUCCGCAUCGACCUCAGUCUUCUCGACUAGCACGCCGAGCGGGCGCCGCUCAGCUCCUGUCAUGCGGACGACAUGACGGACGCUCCUUUCCCUCCGCAGAAGUUCGUCUCCUACAGGACUUAGAUUUUCAGAGAAAUGGCUCACAGAAGUUGCUCACUGUUGUAUUUAUUUUUUGUAAGUUACAAUAAAGAAGUGCUCAGUCCUUCCAAUGGGCUCUUCACUUACAUC